UUAAAAGUACCGACAGACGUAAAAGCGUGCAGCAUGCAGCAGGGAUAUGGUUUUAUUGUGGUUUUCCUUUCUCUCUGUCUGCAAGAGCACAUUGAAAACUCAAACAGAAGAGAGAACACUCCCUCCCUGCAUCCCUUUGGGGGGGUAACGCACCCCAACGGCGGCCCAGGGCUCAGGAGUGGAGAGACCCCGAGGCCACGUGACACCCUCAGCUAGGCGGCUUGCAGCUUGCUGUCACUGGGGUGCAGGGGAAUGGAAACUGUUGCCACCAACAGCAUUUGCUAGCAACUUCCUUCUCUGUGGUUUUUCUCUGUCAUUCCCUUGAUAAAAGAACUCAUGCUGCGUAAAUGUAACCAACAUUCACGACUUUCGUCGUCACAUGAAAACAGCCACCUUCCAAGGAGCGAGCUGCCUGGAACAUGAAACACAAUGUACUCUAAACUGGGUCACUCUCCACCCAGAGGGCUGGGCGCGUGGCUGACGCUCCAUGUGUAUCCCCUGUGCCGCAGGCUUCGAGCAUCUUCGACAGCCCAGAGAGCUGCAGAAAUGGGGAACAGCAUGCGAUCCACCCCGGCACCGCCAGAGAGGCCUCUGCCCUGCUCAGAUGGACUGGACAGUGACUUCCUGGCUGUGCUGAGCGAUUACCCAUCUCCUGAUAUCAGCCCCCCAAUCUUCCGCCGAGGGGAGAAACUGCGUGUGAUUUCUGAUGAAGGGGGCUGGUGGAAAGCCAUUUCCCUUAGCACUGGCCGAGAGAACUACAUCCCCGGAAUCUGCGUGGCCAGAGUUUACCAUGGCUGGCUGUUCGAGGGGCUGGGCAGAGACAAGGCCGAGGAGCUGCUGCAGCUUCCCGACACCAAGAUCGGCUCCUUCAUGAUCAGAGAGAGUGAGACAAAGAAAGGUUUCUACUCGCUCUCGGUGAGACACCGGCAGGUGAAGCAUUACCGCAUCUUCCGCCUGCCGAACAACUGGUACUACAUCUCGCCGAGGCUCACCUUCCAGUGCCUGGAGGACCUGGUGAACCACUAUUCCGAGGUGGCCGAUGGCCUGUGCUGCGUGCUGACCACGCCCUGCCUCACUCAGAGCACGGCUGCCCCAGCAGCGAGGGCCCCCGACUCGCCCGUCACCUUGCGCCAGAAGACCCUGGACUGGAAGAGGAUGUCCAGACUGCAGGACGGUGCCGAGGACGCGGGAAACCCGCUCGGCGUGGACGAGUCCCUCUUCAGCUACGGCCUGCGGGAAAGCAUCGCCUCCUACCUGUCCCUGACCUGUGAUGACAGUGCUCCCUUGGACCGGAAAAAGAAAGGCACCUCCUUGAUGCACCCUGGGAGCAAGAGAAAGAGCACCUUCUUCUCGUCGCCGCCCUACUUCGAAGACUAGCGGCCGCGCCGACGCCACGCGUGUGCCCAAAGGAGCGGAGCUCCACCGUCCCCCGGGGCCUGCAGACAGGCAGUUGCCUGGCCCCUGGGAACCUCACGUCUGCCAGAAGCCAAGAGAAGCUGCGAGAGACUCGAACAGCCACUCUCUGCCCACGUCACGGCACAGGGACCCCUCCCUGUUGUCUGACCCUCGAUGUCGUGGGGCGAAGCUUCGGAAGAGCCCCGCUUGUAUGUCAUGUGUGUGCUCGUCACGUCUGUGGGAAGGACAGACCCUCUCUCCCGAGCAAGGGCACAGGGACUAUCCCCCAACACACUGUCCAGAGGGUCACUCUCUGAGCUCACAGAGAAAACUCCUGAAUGAGAAAAGCCCGAGGAGAAGAUGAGCCAAAAGCUGUGUCCCGGCCAAAGGACUAGGUUGCAAAUUGGUCCCCUGCACGGAGCUGUCUUGGCCAAUCGACCGAGCCCUUCGGUCCACAUCUCCUCUCUCCCGAAGGGACUCGGUGACACUAAGUGUUGGCCUUCCUCCUUGGCCCUGAAGCAGGGGCUCUCCCUGCCCUGCUCGUUCCAGAGCUGCACGUGCAGAAGUCAGAAGCCUCCCCCCAUCUGCAGGGGCAGGGCCAGUGGGAGGGGGCUGCCGGCGGGGGGCACAGCACGGGGCCUGAACUGUGCGCUGUCACCACGGCCCGGCCUCCGCUUCGCAGCACAGAGAGCUUCUGUGGGGCGCCUGUGUUAACGCAUCCGUCCUUCCCUCAGGGUUGCCUGGAGAGGCCUGUGUUACAGUCUACGUAAGCUGACAGGUCAGAAAAACAAAAGGAAAGGAUGACAAAGCCCUGGCUCCAGCGGAGGCUCUCGCCGUGUGCCGGGAGAAAUGUGCACAAACCAGUAGUGUGGCAGUGGGUGUACACGCAGAACUCAGCUCGAGGCUCCGGGCGGGGCAGGGGCAGGUGACCCGGCAGCCCCCGUUUCAGCGAGACCCUGCGAAAGUGGAAAACCUUGCUGGGCUGAGGUCAUCUUUUGAAAACGAGGACAUUGAUCCAUUCCAAAGCAUGCACUGGCCUGGCGUUUCGUUCUGCAAAGGGUCUGGCAUCCACACGGACACAGUGCUGAGCUCCGGGAAAGGGGAGUCCGCGUGGCUUACCUCUGACCUACGUCAUUGUGAGACAUGAGAGAGAAACACCGCACACCUAGAGAGGAGGCUGUUCCUGGCCACCCGCCGGCCCUGCUCGGAGGGGCUGCAGGUGAAGCAGACUCACUUUCCCCGUGGCCAGGGGCUUGGGGCGGGACGGUGCACCUGAUGGGGUAGCUCUCGCUGCCCAACGUGAGAAGCCUGUCUGUCCACCAUUCCCAUCCGAAUAUCUGAGAUCGCCGAGCUCAUAGCACGUGGAGAUGCGUUUACAUGAUUUUCUGUAUUAUCAGGGUCCAACGUGUUUAUAUAAGAAGACAUCUGUGGUUUCCUCCACGAUCCCAAAAGGCUUCAGAGGAACUGGCCGGCAUACAGGAAGUGACUGGAAUACUGGGGACGCUGAUGUCCAGCAUGCGGCAGGGUGACCUGGCACAGGCCAAAUGUUUGUACAGGGUCUUCUGUGUUAUUUUCCGUUGUGACUCAUGUGGUUGGAAUGUGCGGGCAGGACUUGGGGGGGAUUUCUAAGUGGGAAGCAUUACGUUUUGCUAAAUCAUGUAUUUAUUCCUGAUUUAAAUAAACCGAAUACUUAUUUAACCCCUGGAACGUAGGGGGAGCUCCCUGGGCGAGCGGGGCGGUGGUACCUGCAGAAGCUGUUGUGGGUCUCACGUUCUCAAGUCAGCUUGAGACUGGAAAGAGCCAGAAACAGGGGGCAUCGCUCAGCUUCUUGAGUUUCAGCCUUAAGCACACGAGACUUUGUGACUUUGAUGAGGUCUCUUCGCACUUGAAGGUGGACAGGAAGGGGAGGGCAGAAGAGCUUCUUAGGGAUUGUUAGGGAAACUCCGUCCUGGCUGGACACCACCCUGAGUUCCUGGUGGUGAGAGACUUCUGUUCAGCGAUUUUUGUAGUUUGCUCUCCCAAGAAUUCCUUUCUGCAGAUAUUCUCUCCAGGUGCCGGAGCUGUCGCGGUGGGAACCAGAUGAGGUCUCUGCUAUCACAGAGCUCGGUAUCAUACACAAACACGCUGCUGGACUGGGGAGUGACCCGUAGGGGACUGUCCGAGCCGAGACUUGGGAAAAGCCUCCCAGGGGAGGCGUUGGAGCCGAGGCCCAAAAGAUAAGCAGCCGACAGCAUGCCAAGGUCGCGGAACAACACUGGAGCCAGUGGGUAGCGAGGAGACGCCUGGGGCA
Messenger RNA from Molossus molossus (Pallas's mastiff bat), 3685 nucleotides. It is a transcript of the gene SLA, whose product is annotated as Src like adaptor. Lineage: Eukaryota; Metazoa; Chordata; Mammalia; Chiroptera; Molossidae. Bases 430 to 1377 code for a protein of 315 amino acids. The transcript has 7 exons. The record is from RefSeq and is a predicted model, not a curated record. Gene Ontology annotation, molecular function: protein binding.